AUGACAAAAAACGAGAAGGCGCGGGGUCAUGCGGUCAAGAUUAUUGGAUGGGGUGUAGAAAAACGAACGAAUGUAUCCUACUGGUUAAUUGCAAAUACUUGGGGCUCCCAUUGGGGAGAGCACGGACACUUUAAAAUGGUGCGUGGAGAAAAUCACCUCGGCAUUGAACAGAACGUGAUAGCUGGCCUACUUCCCAGUAAUGUUUCCGCAACUUACGAUAAUUAUUACCAGAUAGAUGAAAGUGCCUAA
Messenger RNA from Strongylus vulgaris, 249 nucleotides. NCBI's taxonomy places the organism in Eukaryota, Metazoa, Nematoda, Chromadorea, Rhabditida, Strongylidae. The record is from the annotation of a GenBank genome assembly.